AGUCUGCAGUUUGCCAGCUCUGGUGGCUGUGACAUUGCAGAGAACAGGUGACAGUGGGAGCCAUCCCCAGGGACAAUACCAGGCAGCCACCCUGCAACCCCUCCUUGGGCAGCUGGCCAUGGCUGCAGCAACCACGGUCUUCGUGCUUGUGCUGACCGUCCUGCUCAAGCAGAUACAACACCUACCGAUCAAUGUGAUCACAGCCCAGGAGAUGCAGCAGCGUAAGGAGUUUCUGCAGCAGGAGAUGAAGCGGCUGCUGCAGGAGAUUGGGUGGAUCAGGUCCCCACAAGAAGCCCCACUCCUCUCUGGGUUGCAGCUCUGUCUCUUCUGGGCUGCUGCGGCAGUCAUGCUCGUGGAGGUCUGCUGGCUGGCCUGGCAAAUGAAGCUUACAACUUGUACCUGCUAUGAGCAGGAAACCUCUAGCAGCAAAGAGAAAGAUGAUGAAGAGAAGAAAACCCUCAAGGGACAACGCCACAGUGUGAGGUUGUUUUCUGUCCCCAACGUAAUGUCAGUUCAGGGACUGUCUGACACGUGCAGGGACGUGAAGAAGAUGAUGCAUGACGUCCUCCGUGUCUGCCGAGUGCUUUCCAAGGACACUUUCAUGCUGGAGAUGUACCCGGCAACUGGGAAGAGCAGCACCCAUGAAUCCUGGAGUAUCUUUGAGGACCGAAUCUUGUACCAGCUGCUCGUGUUCCUGCAGCCACCCUCCAGGCACUCUUUCAAGCUGGAGCUCUAUGGUGGGACACGUCUGCCAGAGAGGUGCUCCAACAUCCGUGUGGUGCUGGAGUGCACCUGCUCGAGGAAAAUGGAGAAUAUUCCGUGUUUUGUCCACCCCUCCAAGACCAAUGAGAGCGGCCAGCGCUCACCCCUGCUGCAGAACCUCUGCACAGGCUCCUACCUGGACGUGGAGGAAAUCGCCUGCUGGGUGCAGAACCUGGUGCCGACAGCCUGGGAGCGCCUGCCCCAGUGGCAGGACUGGCAGCUGACGGUGCUGCCCAGCUCCCACUCCUGCCCGCUGCUGCUGAGCGGCCCCUCCGGCAUGCAGCUCUGCGCUGAGCUGGUGUUUGCCGUGGAGCAGGGCUGCCCAGGCACCUUCCUGAUCCUGCAGUGAGAGCGGGCAGCGUCCCCAGGUGCUGCUUUGGGCUGGGGCUGGGUGGGGAAUUGGGAGUAGACACAGACAGAGAGCUGAGCAAAACUGCCCAAAGGGACCUGCUGGACAGUAGAACAUUGAGCUCGGAGUAUUAAAAGGGGAGGGAGAAGGAAAAGGAAUGGGACACGUUUGGAGUUAAGGCAUUUAUCUUCCCAAGUCACUGUAAGAGGUGAUGGAGCCCAUCUUUCCUGGAGAUGGGUGAAUACCUGCCAGCCCAUGGGAAGACAAAUGCCAUAAUUCUGAGCAUGUCCUCAGAAUCACAGAGUCAAUCACUCUGAGGUCCUUGAGUCCAUCCUCUGACCCAACACCACCUUGGCACUGUCAUAUCCAGUUUUUCCUUAACACCUCCAGGGAGAGCGUUAAGUACCUCAGCCUUUUCCUCACUUUUGGUGACUGUAUUCCCUUCUGGGUCCAUUAAGGAAUGGAGGUUUUCCUUGGCCCUCCUAUUGCCAUUAAUGUAUUCAUAAAACAACUUAUUAUCCUUGACAAAAUUGGGCAAAUAAGUUCUGAGCUUUUGCUGCUCUAAUUUUCUUUCUACCUGACCUAAAAACACCCAUAAACACUUCCUGAGCUGCCUGCCUCUUUUUCCAGAGGUGGUUCCCCUGGUGGGCUCACCAGCUAUGCCAGGAGGUGAAGUUCUCAUCCACACACUCCAGGACCCUCCCAGGCUGCCCCUGCUGUGUUGGGUUUCCAGCAGACACCUGGCAGGUCCCUCCUUCUUCCUUCUUUCUCCCUCUUUAUGAACUGAUCCCGAUGGAAUACAGCAUGGAAUAUCCCUUUGAGGUGCCCUACCCUAACCUAGGGUCAGCUGUGCUGUCUGUGUCUACCCCCAAAUACCCAAGUACCCUCUCGUGGUUCCAGCCCCAGCCAGAAAUUAAGCACCUCGCAGCCCUUGCUCAACACCCUUCUCUUCCCCUCCACCCUGCUGGAGUGGGGAGAAGAAUCAAAAGUAAAACUUACAGAUCAUUUAGAGAAGCUUA
Molecule: messenger RNA, 2130 nt
Organism: Taeniopygia guttata (zebra finch)
Lineage: Eukaryota; Metazoa; Chordata; Aves; Passeriformes; Estrildidae
Source: RefSeq, a predicted model, not a curated record